GAGCUUUGUGUUCUCUUCUUCUCGCUCUCUCUGGUGCUCUGCCCUGUCCAUUGUUGCGAUUUUGUGAAGAUCACAGAUCGCAUUCUUUCUUUAUACAUAUACCCAUUUGUUUCUUCUGUAGAACCCUGCAAUCACUUGAUCACAGAUGGCAACACAAGCUGCUGCUGCUCUUCCGAGUGCCCAAGUCGUUGGAAAUGCCUUUGUCGAUCAGUACUAUCAUAUUCUUCACCAAUCUCCGGAACUUGUUUUUAAUUUUUAUCAAGAGGCGAGUAUUUUGAGUAGGCCAGAUGUAAAUGGUGUGAUGACUACAGUAACAAACCUUCAAGCCAUUAAUGAGAAGAUCAUUUCCUUGAACUGUAACAACUAUAGGGCAGAGAUAAACAAUGCUGAUGCUCAAGAUUCCUACAACAAUGGUGUGUUUGUUCAGGUUACAGGUUCCUUGACGGGAAAGGAUAAUGUUAGUAGGAAAUUUGCCCAGAGUUUCUUCCUCGCUCCACAGGAGAAAGGCUAUUUUGUUCUUAAUGAUAUCUUUAGGUAUGUUGAGGAUGAUGAACAGAUCGAAACUUAUCCUAUGCCUGUUAGCAGUAUGGAUGACAAUGCUAUCAAAGUUCCUUUGACCCCAAAUCAAGACCCCAUUCCUGUGGAAGACCAUCCAGGUGUAGAACCUGAUGGACUUGUGAAUGAUGAUAGAAUUAGUGAGGCAGAGGUUUAUGAUCCUUCUGAUCAUGAUGAUGCUGGAUCUGUUAUUGAAGAGGAACCUCAAACACAUUUAAGUCAGAAUGAAAGUGAUUUAGCAAUUGAUUCAGACCUCUCUGCAGCUCAAGAAGAGAAAAAGUCAUAUGCAUCAAUUGUUAAGGUAUCGAGAGUUACUAAAAAUGUGACCCCAGCUCGUGUUGCAACAAAUAAAGUGUAUUCGGUUCCUUCAAAUACUACUAAGGAAUCACCUACUCCUGUAAAACCUUCUCCCGCGAAACCUUCUCCUGUACCAGAAGCGACGGUGCCCACAAUUGACAACGCUGGCAACAGCAAUAAUGUCCAAGAAGAAGGUGUUGAAGUUGAAGGGCACUCCAUAUACGUAAGGAAUUUACCUCUAAAUGCGACUCUCUUCAUGCUUGAGGAGGAGUUCAAAAGGUUUGGUCUAAUUAAGCAUGAUGGUAUUCAAGUCAGAAGCAACAAGCUUCAAGGAUUCUGCUUUGGCUUUGUUGAAUUUGAAUCAAUGGUUUCUAUGAAAAAUGCAAUCGACGCAUCGCCUCUGCCAAUUGGGAACCGUCAAGCAGUUGUCGAGGAAAAGAAAACCACAACACGAGUCAGUAGCGGGGGAAGAGGAAAGUACAAUAAUUCUGGGAGAGCUGGAUUUAGAAACGAUGGUUUUAGAGGUCGUGGUGCUUAUGGUGGAGGCAGGGGAUAUGGAGGUCGUGGUGAUUUUCGAAACCAAGGAGAGUUUUCGGGUCGAUCUAGGGGCGGUCCUGCAGGAAGAAACGUAGAAGCUUAUCAACGAGUUGAGCGAGUCUCGAAUGGAACUGGUGGUGGACAGAAUGGGGUGAAUAGGAAUGCUUCUGCUGCUGCUGCUGUUUCUGGGUGAAUAUUGUUUGGGUAGUCAGAUAAUUUCUAAUGGUUAAAAUUACCUUUUUGGUUUUUGUCACUUAUUUUCUUUACUACUAAUUUCUCUACUAGGUUAACACUCUAAUUUAUGAUGGCAAAGCCUGUAAAAGCAUGAAGUAUUCUACACAAUUUUCAUGCUGGGUGCAUUGCCAUAAAUCAAUUUUAUUUUAGCUAGGAAUUGUUGUUAGCAUGAUAUUUCAGAUUUUUUUUUCACAAUUUUAUACCUUUUGAAUGUGUAGUUUUAACUCACAAUUCAGUUUCUUAAGUUUGUGAGUCAACAAUAU
This is a messenger RNA of Impatiens glandulifera, 1886 nucleotides long. Its product is annotated as nuclear transport factor 2-like. Lineage: Eukaryota; Viridiplantae; Streptophyta; Magnoliopsida; Ericales; Balsaminaceae. Bases 146 to 1582 code for a protein of 478 amino acids. The transcript is spliced from 9 exons. Gene Ontology annotation, cellular component: cytosol; ribonucleoprotein complex. The record is from RefSeq and is a predicted model, not a curated record. Gene Ontology annotation, molecular function: mRNA binding.